AAUGUUUCAAGAUUUUUGAAUUAUUUAUUACAGAUUAGAAUGAGAGAGUGGUUGAUCCUAUUUGCCCUUUUUAUAUCUCUGUAUCAGGCUAAAAAUCUUGAGAAUAAGUCAGUGAGGGGAACAAAUGAACCCGACAAAAGAUUGUUAACAGCUGACAAUUCACGCCCCAGAGUUAAUCAGUACACAUAUCAACCAUGGGAUAAUAUGCUUCGCCAACGCAACCAACAACCAAAUCCAAUUCUUCCAGAGGACCCCAUUUCCCAAAGACUUGGCCAACAACGCCAAUCCAAUAUUCUGGAAGACUCUUUUUCAAGUAGACAGAAUCAGCUUUCAGGGUCUGCUGAUAAUCGGAGGGAAACCCCCAGUCGACAGAACAAUAAACUCCGUCAAGCUACUAUCUCCAAAAGAACAAAUUCUCGCUUGGAAAGCUUAUCACAAUCUACAACCCAACAAUAUCAGAGCAGAUUUCCAAAGGAUGAUAACCCGGAUAUUCUUGGCAAACAAGACUUUGAGAGCUCUUAUGACAGGUCGUAUGAUGAAUUCUCUUUACCAAAUGAUCUAAACGAAGGGCCAUAUCAAGGAUUCAAUAGACAACGUGCUAGCUCUUCAAUGGAGUCUUCAAAUAAUUUGCCAAGAAAACCAGAGAAUUCAUAUCUUGGCUAUAAUUCACAAGAAUUAACCCCUGAACCAAAAACCCGGAGCCCUUUUAAGAAAGUUCUUAGCGAUCCCUACACCACUUCAAAAGGUGAAUCUGAGUUAAAGUCAAGACACCAAUCUGUUACUGGAUAUGAAGGUGGUUAUGGUUCCCACGGUCAAUAUGGCUUCAGGCAAAAACUUAGGCCUUUUAAUGGAUAUGGGGAUAACUAUGGUUCUACCAGCAAUCUUUAUCAGGGACAGUAUAUCUCAAAGCCAAAACCACAACCUUCUCCUGGAUAUGGAAAUGGAGAUGGUUAUGGGUUUGGACAUAAAGAUGUUUAUGGAGAUGGUUAUAGUUCUACCAACACUCCUUAUCAGGGACAGCAUAGCUUAAAGCCGAAACCCCAACCCUCUCAAGGAUAUGGAGAUGGUUAUGGGUUUGGACAUGAAGAUGGUUAUGGAGAUGGAUAUGGAUCUACCACCAAUCAUUAUCAGGGACAGCAUAGCUUUAAGCCAAAACCCCAGCCCUCUCCAGGAUAUGGAGAUGGUUAUGGGUUUGGACAUGAAGAUGAUGAUGGAUAUGGAUCUACCACCAAUCAUUACCAGGGACAGCAUAGCUUUAAGCCAAAACCCCAACCCUCUCCUGGAUAUGGAGAUGGUUAUGGGUUUGGACAUGACAAUGGUAAUGGAGAUGGGUAUAGUUCUACCAACAAUCAUUACCAGGGACAGCAUAGCUUAAAGCCAAAACCAAAACCUUCUCCAGGAUAUGGAGAUGGUUAUGGGUUUGGACAUGAAGAUGGUCAUGGAGAUGUGUAUGGUUCUACCAACAAUCAUUACCAGGAGCAGCCAAAACAGGAACUCUCUAAUAGUUACCGCCCAGGUUACAAUUCUCAAGGCUUAAAGCCAAAACCCCAAUCAUCUAAUGGAUAUGGAGAUGGAUAUAAUUUUCCAACCAAUUUAUACCAAGCCCAGCACAGCUUGAAGCAAACACAUCAACCCUCUUAUGGAAAUGAAGGUGGUUAUGGUCCUCCUCAAAACUUCUACCAGGAACAUGACACUCAAAAGCAACAUGAAUACGGAGGUUCGGAGAACAAAAAAGGAUGCCUUCAUUGUCCAUAUCUUUCAACAGAUGGCUACAGCAAAGAAGUAGUCUAUGCUAAGGAUGUGAAAGCAGUUAAUAUCGAUUUUGUUGCUGGUAUCGGAGGCACAUUAAUGGCUGCUACAGCAAUAACUGCGGACAUUAAUACAUGUGAAUACUCGUUUACUCUUGGUGGUUAUCAAAGUUGUCUUGAACGUCUGACAGUAGCUUCCCUAUUGGAAACUGUUAAUCACCACCUGCGGGGAAUUGCUUACAAUAGACUUAACAAAGGAUAUUUGUAUGCUAUUGGACAGUACGGACUAUCAGAGGGCCUAGAAGCGCAGGCUGAAGUGCUUGUUAAAGAUUUGAAAGAGGACAGCCAGGCUAAGCAAGAUCAGUGGAAGUUAAUAUUUCUGAUGCCACUUGAGUUCUACAUUUGUGGAGCUUGUCCAAUGGCUGGAUAUGAUGGGCAUGGAGUAAAUUUAGAUCAAUUAGAUGCAUUUAAAAGUGAUCUUAAAAAAGCAUUUAAUCAUCUUCUCUCUCUCCGAAAUGUUAUCAUCUAUACCAUUCCCUUUCCAGAUAUUGGAGAUAUUCUUGACCUUGACUUGUCUUCCUGUUCUGGUGAUGGUCUCAAAUAUGCUUGUCCAUGUAUUCAUGAUCUGACAUUUUAUACUGGAACAGAUAAAGAAACGCUCAUUGAAACAUUCCUAGAAAAUAUAGCAGUUUAUCAAGAAGCGUUCACUGAGAUUGUAACCAGUUUCAAGACAAGUAUCAAGGAUUGGGAGGAUGCAGGAAUCAUAGUUGGGAACCCGUGGAAGCAUACAAAAACUAUGUUUCCAAGCUUAGAUUCUCUUGCGAAUAACUGUUUUAAUUGGGGAGUGGACCUUAACGCUGCAGCUGCUGCUCUUGUGUGGAAUGAUAUGUGGAGUACCAGCAAUGGAUAUUCUACAGAAAUUGAUGUUGAAUUCCUGGACACUGAGAAUAUAAUCAGCGGAUGGAAUUCCCAGAGGUUUCGUCUAUUAUGUCCUUACUCUACGCUCAUCAAGGAUCAUCAGAGCCCUCCAAGAUAUCAUCUGUAUUGAUCAUACCCUCCGAGAUAUCAACUGUAUUGAUAAUACCCUUACAGAUAUCUACUUUAUUGAUCUUGCUCUUACAGAUAUCUACUGUAUUGAUCAUACUCUUACAGAUAUCUACUGUAUUGAUCAUACUCUUACAGAUAGCUACAGUAUUGAUCAUACUCUUACAGAUAGCUACUGUAUUGAUCAUACUCUUACAGAUACCUACUGUAUUGAUCAUACUCUUACAGAUAUCUACUGUAUUGAUCAUACUCUUACAGAUAUCUACUGUAUUGAUCAUACCCUCACAGAUACCUACUGUAUUGAUCAUACUCUUACAGAUAUCUACUGUAUUGAUCAUACCCUCACAGAUACCUACUGUAUUGAUCUUACCCUUACAGAUACCCAAGUAUUAAUCAACAUUUUAAUGUUCCCCCUUUUUAUUUAUAAGUUUUGUAUUGUAAAGUUUAUGUAUUUACUAUGUAAAUAAAUUCUUAAUUAUUCU
Molecule: messenger RNA, 3274 nt
Organism: Eurytemora carolleeae
Lineage: Eukaryota; Metazoa; Arthropoda; Copepoda; Calanoida; Temoridae
Product: keratin, type I cytoskeletal 9
Exons: 28
Coding region: 40-2796 (918 amino acids)
Source: RefSeq, a predicted model, not a curated record